Peronospora matthiolae is the source of this 651-nucleotide messenger RNA. NCBI's taxonomy places the organism in Eukaryota, Oomycota, Peronosporomycetes, Peronosporales, Peronosporaceae. The record is from the annotation of a GenBank genome assembly.
AUGAAGCUUUCCGUUUGCAUCCUGCUCGCCGUUGCUGCAGCCGCCGUUUCGCCUACUCAUCGAAACGGUGUUGGUGCUCAACCGCAACCGACGAUGCUUGAAUCAGCAAGUGGGACGACGUCCAACACGCCGCCUAAAGCCUGCGACAGUGACUGUGUGGCGGAGCAAGGGUAUGUGUGUGGAUCAGAUGGCCAAACCUACUACGACAACUGCCGCCUUGUCGCCGCUAAUUGUACGAGCGGAGAACCCAUCAUACAGCUGUCGAAAGGAUGGUGUCCCGGCUAUUCCUCGUUUCGUCCGGGCACGGGCUUCAGCAACUGCACCGAGGAUUCGCCCUGCGUGUGCGGCUCUGACAACGUCACGUACGACAACAUCUGUAAGCUGGAAGAAGCCGCGGCCCAAACUUCUAAGCUCACUUUCGCUCGCGAAGGAGCCUGUGACCCUGUCCCGGACAGCCCCAAGCCGGACGGCCCUUCGAAGGAAUUCGAAGAAAGCUGUCUAUGUCUCCAUGUGGAAGGGAACGCGUGCGGCUCCGACGGCGUUACGUAUUCGAGCAUAUGUGACCUGGUCGAUGCGAAGUGCAACGAUCCGACUAAAGCAGAUCUCGAGAAGGUUCCUUGCGAGGAGGACUUGCCCAUUCAGGGCUACUGA